Rotaria sordida is the source of this 786-nucleotide messenger RNA. Lineage: Eukaryota; Metazoa; Rotifera; Eurotatoria; Philodinida; Philodinidae. The record is from the annotation of a GenBank genome assembly.
AUGUCAACGGUGAGACAUUUAUAUUCAAUAUCUGUUAUACAAUUUCCAAUCUAUUAUCCACAACAUUCUGAAUAUUCGUUAGUUAUGAAUAAACAUCAAUUUCAUGAUUCCGGUAUUGUUGAUGAAGGUCUUUCUGAUGAAACUGGUUCAAUAGAAGAUGAUUUAAAUCAACAAGAAAAUUAUAUUGGUAAAACAAAAAUAAUAGAUGAAAAUGAAAUACCAAAAAAACCCAAUCAAUCAUAUCUUGAAAUAAUUGCUGAAGCAAUUUUAAAAACACCAAAUCGUAUGAUGCAAUUAUAUGAAAUUUAUAAUUAUUUUCAACGAAAAUAUCGAUAUUUUGCUGAAGAUGUUAAUAAAUCAUGGAAAAAUAGUGUAAGACAUAAUUUAUCAUUAAAUGAUUGUUUUGUUAAAGCAGAACGUGGAACAAAUGGCAAAGGACAUUAUUGGCGUAUUCAUGAAUUAGCUGAAAAAGAACUUGAACAAGGUCGUUUUCAUCGUCGUCGUUAUCGUCAACAAAUACGACAAUUACAAAUGCAUAAUCAAUCGAUGUCAUCAUUUUAUCCUUCAACAUCAUAUUAUAUGUAUUCAUCACCACCACCACCACCACCACCACCAUCUUAUCAUAGUAUUUAUCCAACUCAAAAUAAUUCAUCAACAACAAUGACAAAUUUUUGUAUGAGAGAAAAUACAUAUCCAUCAUAUGAUCCGUAUUCAUCAUCUUAUUAUCAACAACAACAUCCGAUGACUUUGUCAUAUACAAGUCAAAAUGAAUCAGCAUCAUUUUGA